Messenger RNA from Dacryopinax primogenitus, 1314 nucleotides. Its product is annotated as amidase signature enzyme. The record is from RefSeq and is a predicted model, not a curated record. The coding region runs from base 1 to 1314 and encodes 437 amino acids. NCBI's taxonomy places the organism in Eukaryota, Fungi, Basidiomycota, Dacrymycetes, Dacrymycetales, Dacrymycetaceae. The transcript is spliced from 5 exons.
AUGCAAGCCAGCUUCCUUGAGCUCCAAAAUGGCCUGGACUACGACGACUUUACUAGCGUCGACCUUGUGAACGCCUAUUUUGCGCGGAUCGAGGAGGUCAACCUCCAGGGCCUUGCGCUUCGGGCGGUGAUAGAGACUAACCCAGCUGCCCUAGCCCAGGCUGCUGAGUUGGACUGGGAACCACAAGUGUACGGGAAACGCGGUCCUCUGCAUGGGAUUCCCAUCAUCAUUAAGGAUAACAUCGCGACCACGGCGGAGGAGGGAAUGAACACCACGGCUGGGAGUUACGCACUAUUAGGCUCGAUCGUGCCCGGUGAUUCUACUGUUGCGGAAAAGCUGCGGCGGGCGGGGGCUAUCAUCCUGGGCAAAGCGAACCUCGUAAACCACUGCUUACGGCUCCAAUCGGAAUGGGCGCAUUUCCGUGGUAAUCUCGCAUCGGGCUGGUCAGGCCGCGGUGGACAAUGUACCAACCCGUACUACCCCAAUGCUGAUCCUUGCGGCUCUUCAUCGGGAUCUGGGGUAUCGAGUGCAAUUGGAUUGGCUGCUGGUGCCCUUGGUAGUGAAACGGACGGCAGUAUCGUCUGCCCCAGUAAUCAGAACAAUCUCGUAGGCAUCAAGCCGAGCGUUGGGCUGGUCAGCCGCUCUGGAGUCAUCCCGAUCUCGGAGCAUCAGGAUACUGUCGGUCCGAUGUGCCGCUGGGUUACUAAUUCCGCAGCACUCUUGACUGCUAUAGCCAAGCGAGAUGUCCGUGACAACUACACCCUUGCAGCACCAGCGCUUGUCCCCGACUACACGACCGCCUUGAAUGCGAAUGCACUGCAAGGCGCUCGUAUCGGCGUGCCUCGAAUAGUCUUUGACCAGGACAACUAUACGGGUAACGACCCAUACGUGAAUGUUGUGUUCAACCAAGCCAUCGAGACUCUCAAGAGCUUGGGUGCCACAAUUGUCGAUCCUGCUGACCUUCCGGAUGCGAUCGAGAUCACGCAGAGCAACAAUGAGACAGUCGUUCUUAACACUGACUUCAAGAUUGACUUGAACCGCUAUCUUGCAAACUUGGUGGAGGUUCCAACUGGGGUUCGUACGCUUGCCGACGUAAUUGCGUAUAACCUUGCAAAUCUUGAACUGGAGCUGCCGACUAACUAUUCUGAUCAAUCCGAGUUCAUUGCGGCAGAAGCUACAACCGGCUUCAACUCGUCAUACUAUACCGCGUUGUAUGAUGAUUACGCACUGGGUCGCACUAACGGCAUCGACGCUGCACUCCAGAUGUAUAAGCUGGACGCGCUUAUCAUGCCCAGUCCAGGUACGAACAGAUAG